Moneuplotes crassus is the source of this 1777-nucleotide messenger RNA. NCBI's taxonomy places the organism in Eukaryota, Ciliophora, Spirotrichea, Euplotida, Euplotidae. The record is from the annotation of a GenBank genome assembly.
AUGUUAGACAAUAUGCAAAGAAUGAGGAUGCUUGGCCAUGGAAGAAUGGGAAGUCAAUUUAGACAAUCCAAGAAGGAGAAAACUCCCCUUCCUGUCUAUGAAGCAAUGGAUUACCCUGCUGGUUAUUCAAUUAUUGACAAAUAAAAAGUAUGAUAUACAGUCUAAAAGCCUAAUAUUGUCAAAUAAUAUGCGGAUUGCAAGAAAGUUUAAAGGCCAAACAGAUCUGAUUACACAUUUACCUUCACGUAGAGAUUCUAUAAAUUCUGAAUCAAAAAGCCACCAAGGAAUCAUCACAGCAAACCCUAAAAAUGUAGGCGGGUACAAAUAUGAAAGAAUAAAUAAUUCUCUUAACAGGACAACUAAUAAAGUUGAUUAUGAGAAAGAUCUUGCUAUAAGCUCUAAUAAUUAUAACAAGAUUAGUAAAAGUUUUGAACAUCUGUCAAGGACAAAGAAAUCAAGCUAUCUAUCAAAUAAUCCUCUAAACAUGAUUGGCAAUGGAAGUACACAAAAGCCAAUGGUUUCACUUGCUAAUCCUAGUGAAAAAAUUGCCAAAAAGAGUCCUAAAGAGCCUAAUGAGUACCUUGACAGUCUUUCUCUCCCAAGAAAUGUCAAACCAAGAAAUCUCAGCUUAAGUGAAGAUCGCAAGAGAAAUAUCGAUGUACCAAAUUUGCAAUCAGGAAAGACUGAAGACAAGAUUGACAAUGAAUGGGCUGCAAUCUUAAAAUACAAAGAUAAUUCUUAUAAAAACGCUAUUGCUCGUCAGAAGGCUCAAAAGAAAACCUCCCAACAAGAUUAUAAGUUAAUUCUAGACACUCAGCUGGAGGAAAUCCAAAAACGUAAAAGAGAUGAGAACUCUCUUGAAUUAAAGAAGCAAGACAAAUCAUUCCUAGAGCAAGAAAAAGAGAAAGAAAUCUUUACAAGAAGAAGCAGACAGAAAGAUAAAAAUUUUACUAGAGUACAAACAAACUGCACAAGAUUCAGUCGCCAAGUGGUUAUGAAAAAGAAACAAAUUGAGAAAAAUUUAGAGAAUUUAGAGAAAAAGAUGUAUAACCAGACACCAGAUUUAGAGCAAGAGAGAAGGCUCAAGCUUGAACAAAAGCUCAAAACUAGUAUGGCUCUUAGAAAGUCAUUUAAUGAUAAAAUUGCUCAGCUUAAAAUUCAAAAGGAGAAAGAAAAAGAACUAGACAAGUUUUAUGCAAGGGAGUCAAUGGAUAUGCAAAAUAGGAGAGAACAACAAAGAAUUAAUUUUCUGAACUCUCUUAAAAAAUUCAGUACCGAUCAGAACUCUAUCGAUCCAAGAUUUGACACUACUUCAAUGAAAGAAAAACAAAAAGAUGAUUAUAUCAAAAAUGGAAUUCAGCAGAUCAAUAUCAAAGAGUUAAAAUAAGGAAAGAACAGCUCUCAAAAAGAAACUCGAAAAUAGAUUACAAAACAAAAAAACACUCGACUCUCAGCUAAAAUACAAAGAGCUUCAAAAGCAAUAUGAGAAAGAAGAAAAGAAAAUACAAAGGAAGGAAAUAACCUCAAGAAUCAAUAGUUUCAAAACCCAAGAAAUGAAGAAAGCUUCUAUUUCUGAAAACAGAAAGAAUGAAUACCACAUUGAUUUGGCUCUCCAACUUAAACAUAAGAAACAAAAUGCUACUGACCCGAACACGAUGUCAAAUGAAGAGAGAAAGAUGCAUCAGAAGCAUCUAGACUCUUACAAAAAGGGAGAGUACAAAGAUAGUUCAAGCAUUCUUUAGAGUCUCCUUGUGAGCCCCAAAUAACAAGAAUAUCA